AUGAUGCGGCUGGACCGGUUGAAGCCGGGUCGCUCUAACCCCGUGUCUGUCAGCUUGGUUGCCCCCUCGUACCCUAGCGCUUCUUUGUCGUCUGUCGCCCCUGUCUCGGUUGGUGAUAUUUCUGUAAAUGGUGCUUUGGAGUCACCGGUAAUGCCACCUCAUGGCCUCAUCGUAGAGCAUUCGCAGGUUUCAUCGACAAUGGCAGGUUCGCGCCUCCCUGCUACCCACCAGGCAAUGGACGCUGAGACACUCUCGCUGACUCGGCACGCAUUCUCUCGUCAGUCUCAGCGGUGGGGCACCCUAACCGGAGGCCGCGCUGAAGGCAAAGGCUCUUUGGCAUCAUCACAUGGCGGGCGGCCUCCCACGGUUUGCGGAUCUUCGGGUCUGCAAAGGCCUGGGCUUUUGUCUUGCGGUUUUCAGCAAAUCAACCAGCCGACACGGCCCGCUGCUCUCUCUUCGGAUCAAGGGAAACCGCCCGGAGUAUCUUCAAACGAGCGUGUGCAGGCGGCUGCCCCGGUGUGGCGUUUGGUCCUGGGUACGCCGGGAAAGCCUUUUACUGUUGAGCGUGCGGCGCGCGGAUCCGAUGUCCCUGGCACUCUCGUCCCGCCGUGUCCAACAGAUGUGUAUCCCCCAGGGUUGGUUCCUGCCUUGACGAAAGGAAGCCUUUUUAUAGGCUCCUUGAAGCAUGCUUUAGAUGAGGCGCUUCUGAAAAAACUUGGUGUCAAACUUGUGGUUACAGUGGCGUGGCCGUACGGGGAAUGGCCCUCUCACCAGCGCUCUCUCUACUCUCGUCUUAGGAUCACCCAUAUCAAUCAUCCCCUGUUGGAUUCUCCUUCUCAGGCGCUCGACUUCGCCCAUCUUUCUUUGGCACGAAUCCACACUUACCUGUCCAGGGGUGCCACAGUACUCGUUCAUUGUGAAAAGGGCAUUUCUCGGUCUGCCUCGCUUUGCGCAGCAUAUCUGAUCGUUUACCACGGACACACAGCCAGUUCUGCUUUGGCAGCGAUUCGGAAAUACCGCCCAAUUGCGCGGCCCAAUCAAGGCUUCCUUCUACAGCUCCGGCGACUUGAAGACAGCCGCCAGGCAGUAGCAAACGCUCUGCAGGCCAGCCCGAUCGCGUCGUCGAGUCGUUCGUCGUCGAGCAGCGCGUUCUGGCCCUCAUUUCGCCGCUUCCCCAUCUUCCCUUUGCGGUCGGACGGUGCGGAUCCCCGGCCCGUGUCGCCUCGCGAGCGAGUAGUGAUAAUUCAACAGGGUGUACGACGAGGAAUAUGGGAGAAAUGA
Molecule: messenger RNA, 1281 nt
Organism: Besnoitia besnoiti
Lineage: Eukaryota; Apicomplexa; Conoidasida; Eucoccidiorida; Sarcocystidae
Product: dual specificity phosphatase, catalytic domain-containing protein
Exons: 5
Coding region: 1-1281 (426 amino acids)
Biological process (GO): protein dephosphorylation
Cellular component (GO): cytoplasm
Molecular function (GO): protein tyrosine/serine/threonine phosphatase activity
Source: RefSeq, a predicted model, not a curated record